AUGUAUGGCAAGUGCUUCCGCGCCAGAGAUGGCAGCCAUCUCUGUGGCUGCCAGAGGUUCAAACCUUCUAAGGAGGACGCAGAAACCUGCAGGGUUUGCGACCAUGAUGACGGAUGGCACGAGGGGCCAAAUGCAGGGGCAGAUGCCAAGCAGCAGUAUGAGCUGCAGGCUGGUCUUGGUCGCACGCCAGAGAUGGCUGUUGGGACCCUGGUGGGGACGGCUGUGGCUGGCGCAGUGGACAUGACGAUUUUACCUACGCCCUCGCUGGAAAGAAGGUUUUCUUAUGACAUUGAAGAGGCAGCUGCUGGUUUGUCAGACGCUGGAGCUAGCGCCGCUGGUUGCACCACAGAGCAGCUGGACUCUGGUCAGCUUCCAGAAAACUUUGAACCACUGCCAUCCACUCAGGGCUUGCCAGGAGAAGUUGGCGAGUUUCAGGAAAGGGAGCACCUGCUGCCAAGGAGGGAAGUGGAAGCGGGGAACAAAGAAGCAGAGCUGAGAGAAAACGUGAAACGUU
This is a messenger RNA of Klebsormidium nitens, 514 nucleotides long. The record is from the annotation of a GenBank genome assembly. Lineage: Eukaryota; Viridiplantae; Streptophyta; Klebsormidiophyceae; Klebsormidiales; Klebsormidiaceae.